Messenger RNA from Akanthomyces muscarius, 966 nucleotides. RefSeq lists its product as uncharacterized. NCBI's taxonomy places the organism in Eukaryota, Fungi, Ascomycota, Sordariomycetes, Hypocreales, Cordycipitaceae. Bases 1 to 966 code for a protein of 321 amino acids. The transcript has 2 exons. The record is from RefSeq and is a predicted model, not a curated record.
AUGACCAAGUCUCGCCCCUCAGACGUCAUCUUCCUCAGCUGCCCACGGACACUGUCGAAUCUCCUCGUCAAGCUGCUCUCGGAGCAGGAGGGCUGGGAGGAGUCGGGCUACUACCUGCAUAAUGCCUACCUCUACGGACAGGAGCAGUUCAACCAGUCGGCCGACGCCGAGGCACCACUGGAGACGCGCAAGGAGUUUGUCAGGCAGCUCCGGGAAGGCUUUGCCAAGAUGGAGGCUGCCCGCGGGACGGCUCACAGUAACGGCAACGCCUUGUUCCUCAAGAGCCACGUCGCGCAGAUCUGGGAGCCGUCCACGCUCUUCGAAGCCACCAAGGGCGGUGAGUACGCCGCCGAGUUCACCCUCUCCGACGAGCCGCCGGCCGCGCCGCGCACCAACCCGACGAUGCUGACCGACGAGUUCCUGCUGUCCUUUGUGCCCGUGUUCCUGGUGCGGCACCCCGCGCUGAUGGUGGACUCGUGGUGGCGCACCGAGACGCGCGCCGGCAGCCCGCCCGACUUGACGCUGACGACACGCCAGCGCGGCCACGGGCUGGGCCUCGCGCGGCAGCUGUACGACUGGUACGCGGCGCUGGGGGCCGCGUCCGACGACGACGGGGCGCUGGCGCCGGGCAGCAGGGCGGUGCCGAUCGUGGUCGACGCCGACGACAUCCUGGAAGGGGACACGGUGCACAGGCUGGCGGAGACGGUGGGUAUGGACCCCGCGCAGGUGCUGGAGAGCUGGGAGGCCAAGUCGACCGAGGGCCUGGUCCCGAUGCACAAGAGCUACGUGCAGGGCAUAUGGGAGUCGACGGGCAUCGACAAGUCCAAGAGCGCCAGGUUUAUGGACCUCGAGGCCAAGUACAGGGGCUGGCGCGAGCUGUACGGCGACGAGGUGGGCAAUGCCAUGGCCAAGGUGACGGAGAGCUACAUGCCCGACUAUGAGUACCUCAAAAGCAAGAAAAUGUAA